Molecule: messenger RNA, 912 nt
Organism: Colletotrichum destructivum
Lineage: Eukaryota; Fungi; Ascomycota; Sordariomycetes; Glomerellales; Glomerellaceae
Product: Putative NmrA-like domain, NAD(P)-binding domain superfamily
Exons: 1
Coding region: 1-912 (303 amino acids)
Source: RefSeq, a predicted model, not a curated record
AUGCGCGUUGCUAUCGCCGGCUCCGGAAGCGUCGCCCGUUAUUUUGCGGAAGAACUCCCCGCGGCUGGCCUCGACGUCGUCAUCCUCACCAGGUCCAUCAAGCCCGAGUUCGAGAAUCUUCCCGGCGUCCGACAAUUCGUCACGGACUACUCCGUCUCCUCGCUCCUCGAGGGCAUCGAGGGCUCCAGCACCCUCAUCUCGGCCAUUCUCGGCUACACGUCCGCCUUCAUCGACGUGCACCGAAGCCUCAUCGAAGCCGCCAAGAAGAGCAGCACAUGCAAGCGCUUCAUCCCCGCCGAGUAUGGCGGCAACCUGGAGGACUUCCCCGACCAGCCGGCCUUCUACUCCCGCCUCCAGGGGGUCGUCCGCAAAGAGCUGGCCGAGCAGGACGAGCUCGAGUGGACGCUGCUGUCGACCGGCUGGUUCGUGGACUACGUCGUACCGAGGCGCAACCGGAUGCUGCAAGACGCGGGUGAUGCGAUCCCCGUCAACAUCGCCGGCGACAGCAUGCUGAUCCCGGGCUCCGGCAAAGAGCUUUUGGACUUGACCUCAGUCAGGGACAUGGCCCGGGCAGUUGCCAAGCUGGUGCAGGCGCCCCGAUGGGAGCGAUAUACGUACCUCUCGGGAGAAAAGUCGACGUGGAACGAUAUCGCGGUGUUGGUGCAGGCGGAAUACCCCCAGGUGACCGUCAGGCACCGCAGUCUCGCCCAGCUGAUCGAGGAUAUUGUCGCCCAUCCGGACGGCGAGGAGCGGAUUGUGGCAGAGUACGGCGUCUUCUCUGCCAGCGGCGCUGGGUCUCUGCCCGUCGACAAGGUGGCCGCUCAUCGCGAGAAGUACUUUGCGGGAAUCAAGUUUAGAACGGCCAGGGAUCUGAUGGCAGAAGUUGAACGGGACCCGGAUGUUAUCGUCUAG